Musca domestica (house fly) is the source of this 3658-nucleotide messenger RNA. RefSeq names its product V-type proton ATPase 116 kDa subunit a 1-like. Gene Ontology annotation, molecular function: ATPase binding; proton-transporting ATPase activity, rotational mechanism. Gene Ontology annotation, biological process: vacuolar acidification; proton transmembrane transport. The record is from RefSeq and is a predicted model, not a curated record. Gene Ontology annotation, cellular component: vacuolar proton-transporting V-type ATPase complex; plasma membrane; vacuolar proton-transporting V-type ATPase, V0 domain. The transcript has 11 exons. Lineage: Eukaryota; Metazoa; Arthropoda; Insecta; Diptera; Muscidae. The coding region runs from base 286 to 2856 and encodes 856 amino acids.
GGUGAGUUUGUGCGAUUCCGCAUCAAAAUUUGUUAUUAAUUUUGUGAAAUAACUUAUUUUCAAAAGUGAUUGGAAAAGUAUUUGUGUAAUAUACCCUAUAAACAAAUUAAAAACAUCGAAAGAACAUUUUCUAAAAAGAUAUUUUAUUUUAAUUUAGUUCUCACAUAAUCAGACAGAACCCAUAAGCUUGCUGAAUAUACGAGAAAAAAAGAAGAAGCGAAAGAAGAGUCCUAAUUGCAACAACGUUGUUAGUGAAGAAGAGGAAGCAGAACACAUCAUUCCAAAAUGGGUUCUCUGUUUCGCAGUGAGGAAAUGACGCUUUGUCAGUUAUUUCUGCAAAGUGAAGCGGCCUAUGCCUGUGUCUCAGAAUUGGGUGAAUUGGGAUUAGUUCAAUUUAGAGAUCUAAAUCCUGAUGUUAAUGCUUUCCAACGUAAAUUUGUCAACGAGGUAAGGCGUUGCGAUGAAAUGGAACGUAAAUUGAGAUAUUUGGAAAAGGAAAUUAAAAAGGAUGGCAUCCCCAUGUUAGACACAGGAGAAAGUCCAGAAGCACCCCAGCCCCGAGAAAUGAUUGAUUUGGAGGCAACCUUUGAAAAAUUGGAAAAUGAAUUGCGCGAAGUCAAUCAAAAUGCUGAGGCCUUGAAACGCAAUUUCCUGGAGUUGACGGAAUUGAAACAUAUUCUACGUAAAACUCAAGUUUUCUUUGAUGAGGCGGUCCCGACAAUAUCAUAUAAUACAACAUCCCACUAUAAAUCACGACGUUACCGACAGAUGGCCGACAAUCAAAAUGAGGAUGAACAGGCUCAGUUACUGGGAGAAGAUGCCGGCGUACGGGCCAGCCAACCAGGACAAAAUUUAAAAUUGGGUUUUGUGGCUGGCGUUAUAUCACGAGAGAAAUUGCCGGCUUUUGAGCGUAUGUUAUGGCGUGCUUGCCGUGGCAAUGUUUUCCUAAGACAGGCCAUGAUUGAAUCUCCCCUGGAGGAUCCAUCAAAUGGCGAUCAAGUCUACAAGUCGGUGUUCAUCAUCUUCUUCCAAGGUGAUCAAUUGAAGACACGUGUCAAGAAGAUCUGUGAAGGUUUCCGGGCAACUCUCUAUCCCUGUCCCGAGGCACCAGCCGAUCGUCGUGAAAUGGCAAUGGGUGUAAUGACACGCAUUGAAGAUCUUAACACGGUUUUGGGCCAAACUCAAGAUCAUCGUCACCGUGUUUUGGUGGCAGCUGCUAAAAAUUUGAAAAAUUGGUUUGUCAAGGUUCGCAAAAUCAAGGCCAUUUACCAUACACUGAACCUCUUCAACUUGGAUGUAACACAAAAGUGUUUGAUUGCCGAGUGUUGGGUGCCCGUACUGGACAUUGAGACCAUUCAGCUGGCAUUGCGUCGUGGUACCGAGAGAUCGGGUUCUUCUGUACCGCCUAUUUUGAAUCGCAUGCAGACAUUUGAAAAUCCCCCCACCUAUAAUCGCACCAAUAAAUUUACCAAAGCUUUUCAGGCUCUAAUCGAUGCCUAUGGUGUGGCCACGUAUCGCGAAAUGAAUCCAGCUCCGUAUACCAUUAUUACGUUCCCGUUUUUGUUUGCCGUGAUGUUUGGUGAUUUGGGCCAUGGUGCCAUUAUGGCCCUGUUCGGUCUGUGGAUGAUACGCAAGGAAAAAGGCUUGGCAGCCCAAAAGACGGACAAUGAAAUUUGGAAUAUCUUUUUUGGCGGUCGUUACAUUAUCUUCUUAAUGGGUGUAUUCUCCAUGUAUACGGGUCUAAUUUACAAUGACAUCUUUUCGAAAUCCCUCAACAUAUUUGGCUCACAUUGGGAGGUGAAUUACAACAAGUCGACGGUAUUGGAAAAUAAAUAUCUACAAUUGAAUCCGGAGACAAGCGAUUAUUUGGGUACACCGUACCCGUUCGGCAUGGAUCCCAUAUGGCAGGUGGCCGGAGCCAAUAAGAUUAUAUUCCAGAAUGCGUACAAAAUGAAAAUUUCCAUUAUAUUCGGUGUGAUCCAUAUGAUCUUUGGUGUCGCCAUGUCCUACCACAACCACACCUAUUUCAAGAAUCGUUUGUCACUGAUCUUUGAGUUUAUUCCUCAAUUGAUUUUCUUGUUGUUUUUGUUCUUCUACAUGGUUUUGUUGAUGUUCAUUAAAUGGAAUCGCUAUGCUGCUACCAAUAAACCACCUUAUUCGGCUUCUUGUGCUCCAUCGAUUUUGAUUACAUUCAUUGACAUGGUCUUGUUUAAUACUCCGAAACCGGUUCCGGAGGGUUGUGAAGUUUAUAUGUUUGGCGGCCAGCAUUUCUUCCAGGUGGUUUUCGUUCUUGUGGCAUUGUCCUGCAUUCCUGUUAUGCUUUUGGGCAAACCCCUGCAGAUAAUGAAGCAACGCAAACAUGCCAAUGUCCAACCUAUAACCGGUAGUGAUGCCGAAGUUGGCAUGUCUAACGGGCAACCAGCUGCCCAUGGUGCUGGUGGUCACCACGAUGAGGAAGAAAUGUCGGAAAUAUUCAUCCAUCAAGGAAUUCAUACCAUUGAAUAUGUCCUCGGCUCAGUCUCACACACUGCAUCCUAUUUGCGUUUGUGGGCCUUGUCGCUGGCUCAUGCCCAACUUGCUGAAGUCUUGUGGAACAUGGUAUUGUCGAUUGGCUUGAAACAGGAAGGCUGGUUCGGAGGCAUUAUGCUGACAAUUGUGUUUGCUUUCUGGGCCAUUUUGACAGUUGGCAUUUUAGUGCUGAUGGAAGGUUUAUCAGCAUUUUUGCAUACAUUGCGUUUGCAUUGGGUUGAGUUCCAAAGUAAAUUUUACCAAGGAACCGGCUAUGCAUUCCAACCCUUCUCAUUCGAUGCCAUCAUUGAGAAUGGCAGUGCUGCCAGUUCAGCAGAAAAUGAGUAAAUUGAAAAAAUUAAUAAAAACACCGAUAAACAAAUAAUAAUUGAAAGUUAAAACCAAUAAUUAUAUUACAACAACUUAUACAAGAGCAGUAACUACACACAUAUAUACAACAAUAUAAUAUUAUUAUUAGUAUGAUAUAGCAAACUUUGAGUCUCAUAUAUAAUCUUCAAAACAAAAGAAAAACAAAUAUUCAAUGAAUUUAUUACAAAUACAUAAAGAAGAAUUUAUAGUAGCUAAAUGAAAACACAAACUCUUUAAUGUUAAAUGUUUACUUCAUAAAAUAAAAGAUUAAAUAUCCAUCUCUAUGGUAUCUAGAUAUAUUGUACUCGUAAUUAUCUUUAACAAAAAAAAAAAAAACAAAAAUCACAACAACAUCAUAUAUGCAUAAAAAAUGUCAUCCAACAAAAUAUACAUCAGAUAUUUCCUGUAUUGUUUGCAAAAUAAAUAAAUAAUAAUAAUAAACAUCAUUCUACAACAUCCGAACAUAAAAAACAUAGAAAAUUAAACGCAUCAUACCGCAUAGCAUGAGAUUACUAAGGGUAACUAGUUAAACAAUUUACACAUACAAUAUAUAAUUAUAGUCUACUUAAGUGGAACAAGAAAAGUAACGUUUUUCUUCAAAAUAGAGAAAUUUAAUAAUAAAAACAAGUUAUAUAGUUAAAAAGAAAUUUCGAUAUGAAAUACAAUAACCAAAUCAACUACAACUACAACAAUCAUAAUUAUUAAUUACAAUAACAAUAACCUUAUUAAAAUAUACCUAUUAACAAUUCAAAUAAAACAUUACAUUUAUUUAAUUAUCAAA